GUGUGAGAUCGAGGCGACUCUAGAGCGUCUGAAGCGGCUGGAGAGAGAUCUGAGCACCAAAGAACAAGUGCUGAAAGAAAGAGAGAGACGGUUAAAGAUGUGGGAGAGAAAGCUCAUCGAGCAGUCCAACACACCGCUUCUCCCAAACCUGGCCAUCCACUCUUGGACAGAAGAACAUGUGCAUUUCUGGAUGGAGCAGAUUUUUCAAGGUGAUGGAGAGCUGCAGCAGUACGCCGAUAUCUUCAAGCAGAAUCACAUCACAGGACAGAGACUGCUGCUGCUGUCCGAGACGGACAUGAGAGAUCUGGGUGUGACGUCUAAAGGACACAUCAUACAUCUCAAGACCGAAAUUGAGAAACUUACCCACGACUACCUGAACCUGUUCCACUUUCCUCCAUUGAUCAAGGAUGAUUUGGCCACGGAGGAAGCAGAGGAGGAGUGGAGGAAGACUGUGAAUCUGGAGUUGGUGUUUGGAUAUCACUGGAAAGCAGGCACAGGCCAAACGGACUGCAAAUGGAAAGUGUACAUGGAGCUUGAUGGGGAUGAGGUGGCAAUCGCAUAUAUCAAAGACGUGACCUUUAAUGCCAACAGACCAGAUGUAGAUGUAUUAAAGAUGACCAAGCCUCCGUUUGUGAUGGAUAAGUGGAUCGUGGGGAUUUCUGGCACACAAAUCGUUGACUGCACAGUAAACUAUGAGGGUAACGUGAGAUCUCCUAAGUGCACGAGACACGAGCACAGAGUGCAGUGGAGUCCAGACAGCGGGAGGGACGUGAUCAGACCUGUAGAGCUGGUCAUUGAGACGGCGCCGAGCAUCAGGGAAGGUCACAACAGAAGCAGGUCCAACUCAGGUGUUGAUCCCAGAUGGAUUUACAGUCUGAGAAUGAAGCAGUGGAGAGAGCAAGCUGCCCAGGAGUCCACAGGCAAGAUGACCCUCCCUCAGUUCCUCUCCGUCAUCGAGAACCAAUCAUCGUACGCCGCCGCUGUCAGGAGAUCACCCAAUCGCAGCCCUCUCACUCCAUGGACAGACUCGCGGAGUUCCUCUCCCACCCUUUCCGUCAAACUCUCCACCAUCCAUCUGGGGUCAAAGGGCAGCAGCCCGUCCAGCACGACAUCUGAGAGCACCUUGGAGCGAGAGCGGCCCCCUAGUGCUGGAGCUAAACACAACUACCACAGAAAAGCAUACUACAUGUUUAAAACCAACGGAGGAGAAGUGGAAGCCAGAAGGCCUAAUCAGAUGUCACAGAGAGGAUCCAGAGGCUUGCAACAUGCUGGCCGGCCCCGAAGCAACAACUCCUAUAUGACACCGUCUAACCACCAACGCCCAAUACCGGGGAUGUCCGUUGUCACUGAGGGGGUGAAGCAGAAAGGGGCGUCUGUAGAGGCCGGGUCUGGUGAUGGGGACUGGAUUAAAGUAGAAAGAAAGAAACCUAAUAAACAGGAACAUAAGCACCAGGAAGUGAGGCAGGGCAGAGGCCGGCCGCGCAGAGGAGGGAGAGGCGGUGGGCGUGGCCGAAGUUGAGUGCUUAUAAAGCGUUACACCGUGUCCUAACUAGUCAAGAUUCCAGCGACAAGCAAUUUGAGUGUCCACACCAGACGCGACGCGGCAGAAUCAAUCAAAUAUCACAGCCAAUCAAAAGCGCGUGUGGGCGGGCUCUCUCUGGAAGCGCACUGCACUCGCA
Messenger RNA from Sinocyclocheilus grahami, 1679 nucleotides. RefSeq names its product mitogen-activated protein kinase kinase kinase MLT-like. Lineage: Eukaryota; Metazoa; Chordata; Actinopteri; Cypriniformes; Cyprinidae. The record is from RefSeq and is a predicted model, not a curated record. The transcript is spliced from 10 exons. Gene Ontology annotation, molecular function: protein binding. The annotation marks the transcript as partial.